Aspergillus calidoustus is the source of this 3225-nucleotide messenger RNA. Lineage: Eukaryota; Fungi; Ascomycota; Eurotiomycetes; Eurotiales; Aspergillaceae. The record is from the annotation of a GenBank genome assembly.
AUGUCUGCCUCUGCUGAUUAUCAAGCCACCGGGGAGUUGGAGCGAACUGUUGGUGGACCGCGCCGCAGAAAGCACGAUGACGAUGAUGAGGGUCCGGAUAAUUCUGAAGACGAUGAUCUAGAAAGCACUACUAGUGCUCAUGCUGAUAACCCAAGGUUUCCUGGAAAUCUGGAGGAGGAAAAGGAACUUGCCCCGCACGCAUGCGCUUAUUGUGGUAUCCAUAACCCAAGCAGUGUGGUAAAAUGCCUCUCUUGCAGCAAGUGGUUCUGUAGUGCCCGUGGCAACACAUCUUCAUCCCAUAUCGUGAACCACCUUGUUCGAGCUAGGCACAAGGAAGUCCAGCUGCAUCCCGAGUCGUCCCUUGGUGAUACUGUUCUAGAAUGCUAUAACUGUGGGACUAAGAACGUUUUUCUCCUUGGAUUUAUCCCCGCAAAGUCCGACACCGUCGUUGUGCUGUUGUGCCGUCAACCCUGUGCUGCCAUGCCGUCGUCCAAGGAUAUGAACUGGGAUACAUCGCGCUGGCAACCUUUGAUCGAGGAUCGGUCUUUCUUGACAUGGCUUGUGGCUGCUCCAUCUGACCAGGAACAACUCCGGGCUCGUCACCUUAGCCCGCAGAUGAUUGCGAAGCUGGAGGAGAUGUGGAAGGAGAACUCCCAAGCUACCAUAGCCGAUUUGGAGAAGGCCACGGCUGUUGAUGAUGAACCCGCGCCAGUUCUCUUGCGCUAUGACGACGCAUUUCAGUAUCAAAAUAUCUUUGGUCCACUUGUCAAGAUUGAAGCAGAUUACGACCGCAAGUUGAAGGAGUCACAGUCGCAGGAUGGAUUGAUUGUCCGCUGGGACCUUGGUCUUAACAAUAAGCACCUGGCUAGCUUCAUCCUACCCAAGCUCGAGCUCGGAGAUGUGAAGCUGGCUGUCGGAGACGAGAUGCGUCUAAAAUACACGGGCGAACUGCGACCGAAGUGGGAAGGAGUGGGAUACGUCAUCAAGAUCCCUAACAACCAGUCUGACGAGGUCACUAUCGAGUUGCGGGCUAAAGGCGACCACAAGUCGGUUCCCACCGAAUGCACACAUAACUUCACUGCCGACUAUGUCUGGAAAUCAACUUCAUUCGACCGUAUGCAGCUUGCCAUGAAGACCUUCGCCGUUGACGAGAUGAGUGUUUCCGGCUAUAUCUUCCACCGUCUUCUGGGUCAUGAAGUCGCGGCCGCCCCGAUGAAAACGCAGAUGCCGAAGAAAUUCAGCGUUCCCGGUCUUCCUGAGCUCAACGGCAGUCAAAUCAACGCCGUCAAAAGCGUUCUCCAACGGCCUCUGAGCUUGAUUCAAGGUCCUCCGGGAACCGGAAAAACAGUCACAUCCGCCACAAUCAUCUACCAUCUUGCCAGGAUCAACGGGGGCCAGGUUCUCGUAUGUGCGCCUUCCAACGUUGCCGUCGAUCAGCUCUGCGAACGUAUUCACCGUACCGGUUUGAAGACUGUCCGUGUGACAGCCAAGUCUCGCGAGGAUGUCGAAUCGCCUGUCGGCUUCCUGUCUCUCCACGAACAAGUUCGCCUCAAUGAUAGCAACAUCGAGCUCUUGAAGCUCAAUCAGCUGAAGGCCGAGCUCGGUGAAUUGUCUAGUCAAGAUGAGAAACGAUUGAAGCAGCUUACAAGGGCCGCCGAGCGCGAAAUUUUGAACAAUGCUGAUGUCAUCUGCUGUACUUGUGUUGGUGCAGGUGAUCCGCGACUCGCAAAACUCAAGUUCCGUACUGUGUUGAUCGACGAGUCGACUCAGUCUGCGGAACCCGAGUGCAUGAUCCCCUUGGUUCUGGGCUGCAAACAAGUUGUCCUAGUUGGUGACCACCAACAGCUUGGUCCUGUCAUCAUGAACAAGAAGGCGGCCAAAGCUGGUCUCAACCAGUCACUCUUUGAGCGUCUUGUCAUUCUGGGCUGUUCUCCCAUCCGGCUGAAUGUUCAAUACCGUAUGCACCCUUGUCUCUCGGAGUUUCCCUCAAAUAUGUUCUAUGAGGGAUCGUUGCAGAACGGUAUCACCUCUUUCGAGCGUCUACGCCGGGAAGUUGAUUUCCCUUGGCCCAUUAUGGAUAACCCUAUGAUGUUCUGGUCGAACCUUGGAAAUGAAGAAAUAUCGGCGUCUGGAACUUCAUACCUCAACCGCACCGAAGCAGCCAACGUGGAGAAGAUUGUCACUCGCUUCUUCAAGGCUGGUGUCCAACCAAAGGAUAUUGGUAUCAUUACUCCAUACGAAGGCCAGCGCAGUUACAUUGUCAGCUCCAUGCAGGCGACUGGCACCUUCAAGAAGGAGCAUUACAAAGAGAUUGAAGUUGCUUCCGUCGAUGCUUUCCAGGGUCGUGAGAAGGACUUCAUCAUUCUCUCCUGCGUGCGUUCCAAUGAUCACCAAGGAAUUGGUUUCUUGAGUGACCCUCGCCGCUUGAACGUCGCUCUUACUCGAGCCAAAUAUGGACUAGUAAUCCUUGGAAACCCCAAGGUGUUGUCUAAGCACCCUCUCUGGAACUGUCUCCUGCAACAUUUCAAGGAACGCCACUGCCUCGUCGAAGGCCCAUUGUCCAAUCUUCAGGAAUCUCUUAUCCAGUUCAGCCGCCCAAAGCAAGCAUAUCGAGGACCGCAACGAUUUCAGAUGGCCUACAAUCAUGUUUCAAAUGCUACCAGUGGGUUCAUGAAUGGAAGAAAUGGACACCGGAACGACUUCCACGAGAGUGGUUCGGUGGUCGGAUACAUCCCUGAUGACGUCUCUUCUGUUCACUCGUCUGCACUUGGUGGCGUGGGCAUUCCUUCUGGAUACCCUCCGAUGUUCCAGCAGUUCGCGGAUUCGUGGCCCUCGCUCCCUGGAGCUCGCCGGGCCAACGGAAAUAGAGGAAAGGGAGCGCCUAGUAUCGCUGGCGAGUCCGUUGCAGCCACCGAAUCCGACAUUACCUCCAGCAUCAUCGAUGGAAAGGGCGCAGACCAAGGCGGUGUCAGCCUCGCAGGAUUGAGCAUCAACGAUAUGACCAAACAGCCAAGCCUCAGCCAGUCCGAUAGGUUGAAACGCUACGUAGAGUCUGGAGCGCGUGAACCUUACAAACCCGGUGUCACUGAUAACGGUAGCAUCUUCGGUGGAAGCUCGGCCAGCAUUCGUGUCACUCGUGGGGUACCAGGUCAUAUCCAUGACGAUGAUGAUGCGCGAAGUGUUUCAACCGCCUUUGCCAGCCAGAUUGGAGGUAAUUAUGACUGA